GGAGCGGCGCCCAGAGCCGGCCCGGCCGGGCCGCGCCGCCGCCACCACGGGAAGGGCUCGGGAGUUUUCCACGCUCCGAGGCUGUCCCUGUGCAUCCCCCGAGGAGCCGGCGGGGCCCAGCCUUUCCCGGGGGAACAUGGACUGAAAGAGGAGCUUUGGCAGGCCCCAGCUGCCAGCACCCUUCUCCUGGACCCUGAUGGACUCCGAGGCAGGACUGCAUUACCAUGGUGAUGAUCUUAACCAAAACUCGGCAAAACAAAGGUGCUGACUCCGUAACAAGCAGGACUGAGCUGCACACUCCAAAGAUGAGUCAAGGACCUACCCUCUUCUCUUGUGGCGUGAUGGAAAAUGACAGAUGGAGAGAUCUCAGCAGGAAGUGUCCACUCCAGCUCGAGCAGCCGGGCGCCAGCAUCUGGGACUGCCUCUCGGACAAGGGCGAGGAGGGCCCGCGCUGGCCGAGGGAGGCGGCCACCACCUGCUCCGUCACCAACCUGAUCAAGGACCUGAGCCUCAGCGACCCCCACGGCAACGCCUCGGCCCCCCCCAGCAAGCGCCAGUGCCGCUCGCUCUCCUUCUCCGACGAGAUGUCGGGCUGCGGGACCUCCUGGAGACCGCUGGGCUCCAAGGUGUGGACGCCGGUGGAGAAGCGCCGGUGCUACAGCGGGGGCAGCGUGCAGCGCUACUCCAAUGGCUCCGCCACCAUGCAGAGGAGCUCCAGCUUCAGCCUGCCCUCGCGCUCCAACCCGCUCUGCACCGAGCAUCCCACCCGGCCGGGGGGCCAGCCCAGGAAGGCGGCCGCCGGCUGCGGGCGCGGAGGGGAGCGGGUGGACAUUCAGAGGUCCCUGUCCUGCUCGCACGAGCGCUUCUCCUGCUCGGAGUACGGCGCGCCCUCGGCCAGCAGCACGCCCGCCUCCACGCCCGAGCUGGGCCGCCGCGCCGGGGGGCUCUCCCGGAGCCGCUCCCAGCCCUGCGUCCUCAACGACAAAAAGGUGGGAGUCAAGCGGCGGAGACCGGAGGAGGUCCAGGAGCAACGGCCCUCGCUGGACCUGGCCAAGAUGACCCAGAACCGCCAGACUUUCAACAGCCUUACCUGCCUUAGCGCCGCGGCCGAGGACGGCUCCCAGCGGCCCCCCGGCCCGCCGGGCUGGAGCGCAUCCCGCCGCUCCCCGGAGGUGAUGCCGGGCAGGACCCCCGCCUGCACCCCCGUGCCGGGGCCGCCCCGCCCGCAGCCCGAGGACCCCCGGGCCAGCAGGGAUGACCUCUCCUGCGAGGAGGAGGAGGAGGGCGCCGGGAAGGAGGAGGACAGGGUGGCCUGGCGGAGCGGCGGGACAGGCGCCGAGAGUCUCUUCCAGCUGGACGGCGAGAUCGACAUCGAGCAGAUCGAGAACAACUGAGGAGGGAGCGGGUCGUCUCGCCCCCCCGGUGUCGGGGGCUGCCAGCAGAGCCCUGGAGGGGCUCCUCGCUGCGGUUUGCGGGGUCCUGUCACUGCUCCCCCUCCUGCCAGCUGGAGGGGACAAAGCAGCUUUGCCAAAAUUUCAUCAGGUAUUUAGAGCAAUUUGUGUGCAUGUGUGUGUAAAUCUUGAAAUUCUUUGUAACUACUGUAGCCAGAGAUCAGCCAAGCCGGAGGAAAGUGCCUGUCCGGUAGGAAAACCAGGCACAGGGGUUGCCAAAGUCUCGCCAUGAGCGAGUAAAUGGCUUUUCCCAGGACAGGGUUGGAGCUGAUGGAGCUGGCCGUGCUCCCCUGGGUCCCACCUGUGCUAGUUCAGAAAGGGAUGCACAAGGAGAAACCACCACCCCUGGGGCUUGAAGAAGUGUGUGGGGGGAAACCAGAGUAUUGAGAUUUGCAAACUGAGCACUGGCUGGUGGCCACUGCCGGGGUGGCUGUGGCCCCUUUUCUCCCGCCACAUCCCGUGCAGCCCCAGCACCCCCUCUCUCCCCGUGUCCCCGGCAGUGCCGUGAGAAGGAAAUCACAAGUGAAGUCUUUUGCUUUUAAAUUUAAUAAUGGCAAAAGCUGGAUUUUUACUGCCUUUUUUUUUUUUUUUUU
Molecule: messenger RNA, 2044 nt
Organism: Empidonax traillii (willow flycatcher)
Lineage: Eukaryota; Metazoa; Chordata; Aves; Passeriformes; Tyrannidae
Gene: FAM53B
Product: family with sequence similarity 53 member B
Exons: 5
Coding region: 225-1394 (389 amino acids)
Biological process (GO): protein import into nucleus; positive regulation of canonical Wnt signaling pathway
Cellular component (GO): nucleus
Source: RefSeq, a predicted model, not a curated record